Messenger RNA from Lycium barbarum (goji berry), 4039 nucleotides. Its product is annotated as eukaryotic translation initiation factor-like. Bases 2856 to 3524 code for a protein of 222 amino acids. Lineage: Eukaryota; Viridiplantae; Streptophyta; Magnoliopsida; Solanales; Solanaceae. Gene Ontology annotation, cellular component: eukaryotic translation initiation factor 4F complex. Gene Ontology annotation, molecular function: mRNA binding; translation initiation factor activity; protein binding. The transcript is spliced from 4 exons. The record is from RefSeq and is a predicted model, not a curated record.
GCUCCUAGCCUACUUCACUUCUCAUCUCUCAUAUUCUUUAUUACAUUGUGUGCAUCAUCUCUCUAUAUAAAAUCUUCCUUAGUAGACAUGAUUAAACCCAAAUCUGUACUGGUUCUCUCAUUAUUAGCCGCUCUCUUAUUGUCCCAAUACUACAAAACUUCAGCUUCUAAUGACAUUUCGCCGUCCACUUCCAAACCUCCAAGCCAAAGUCCGCCACUGGCGAAAGAGGGGCAAGUAUGUUGCCCUAAAACUCUAGAUACUAACGUCCAGAUUAAAAGGAGAGCACGAAUCAUUCCCGUUACUCCAAAUACAGGUGCUCGCCCAACUCCAAGGAGAUCAUCGGCUAUUGCAAACAAUAUAUCUUCAUUUCAACUGUGUUUACCUCUGUUUUAUCUCCUUUCACUUAGUUUCUUCUUGCUCUAAGCAGCUAUGCCAGAGUAGAAAUAUGGUGAAGGCCAACUUGCCGCACAACCAAAUAAAUGGAAUAAACAAAAAGAGAAGGCGAAAAAAUGGCAGUUGGUCCUAUCUUAUUAGGACGAUACAAAUGAGUUAUUUUUGUCUGUUUAAAUUUUCUACAGCGUCUUUGGUAGCUUGAAUGGUUGUUCAUUUAUCCUCCUUUUGCUUUAGGAUAAAGUGUGGCUUAAUUUUCAAGGCAUCGAAGGAGCUGUUGCUUUUUACUGUAAGUUGUAAUACAUGUUACAAGUCAAUUUACAGCUGUGAGAGUUAUCUAUUGCUAUUCUAGUCAGUUCUUUAUUGGUAAUGCAAAGCCAAAGUUUCUUUGUGGAUUCUUUUUCCUUACUUUUUUUUCUCCUAUAUGAAGUGCAAAUGUCCCACAUAAGUGGAGGAAAGUCUUUCUUUCCUCCUUAUAUUGAAUUGUAUGUUGUUGGGUUAGUAAAUGAGUUACAACAAGAGAUGGGCCUCGCAUUCAUGAGAAUUGGGUUCCGUAGGCAAAAGUGAUGAAUUCCACACACUCCACCCCUCGUGGUAUACGUGAGGCCCAAAUUAAAUUAAAUUCUGCCUUAUCCAGAUUCAUUCCACAAACUUUAUUUUGCAGAUUUGUAACCUCUGAAUUAAGUGACCCAUUAUUCAAGAAUUAAUGUCAAUAAUUAUUUUCCUCCAUUAUUCAGAUUUAUUGGCAUAAUUAUUUUCUGAACGUUAACUAACAUUUCUGAUUCUUGACUCUAUUUUCAUCUACCUAUAAAACAAGGUUCAGAGAUUUCUUGGAAAUACAACGAAAAAUACAUCUUCUCUUCUACUUAAAAAUUAAUCUUUUCUUCUGAUUUCUAGGAAACAGUUUAUGCAAAAUCCAUACUUCCAGCCAGUAGUGCAAGUUUUUGAAAGUCGUUGUGGAACUUUGGGGAGCGUAUCGGGCUAAACGAUUUGCACCGUGGUCGGUCUGCUUCAAGGCAGUGGCUUGCCACGACACAACAGUGAUUUGAUAAGUUGUUUUCCUCUUUUACGUGUUAUUGAUCUAUAUUGUUCCCAAUUUUACUAACAAUUUGAAAGCGAUUUUCUACAAUACUGAUCAGAUGACUAUUUCUUCGAACAAAACUCUUCCAGAUUUUUCAAAGCUUGAACCUUUGAAUGGAAACAAUUUUAAAUGCUGGUCUCAAACCUUUUGAUUUUCUUUGAACAAUUAGAAGUUGGCUAUGUUUUGUUUGAUGAAUUGCCUGUUUAUGUUCCAAAUGUUGUUACUGAUGUUUCAAACACCAUUGGUAGUUCUGCUACUGUUGUUACUGAUGAUGCUGUUAAAACGAAAUUUGAAAAAGAUAACAAAACUGUUAGAGACAUAUGCUGAACCAUAUGACUAACCCUCUGUUUGAUUUAUUUGUUACUAACAAAUCUGCUAAGGAAAUAUGGGACAGUUUGGAAAAGAAAUAUGGUGUUGAUGAUGUAGGGAAGAAAAGGUAUGUUGUUGGCUAGUGAAUUAAGUUCUAGAUGGUCGACAAUAAGCUAAUAAUGGAACAGGUUCAUGGGUAUCAAAAAUUGACUGCGACUGUUUCAACUGAGGGCAUGAAGAUGUGUGAGAUAUUUCAGGCAAAUGUUCUGCUUGAGAAAUCCCCACCUUCCUGGAGUGAUUACAGAAACCAACUGAAGCAUAAGAAGAAGGACUUGACUCUUCAGGAACUAAUUAGUCACAUGAGAACUUAGGAGGCAAAUCUUCUCAAAGAUAAGAUGGAAGCUCUUUCCCUUAAUUCUCCUAAAGCUAACCUUGUGGAAACUUCUGGUACUGUUAUGAAAGACAGGUUCAAAGGCAAAUAUAAGAAAGUCCCAAAAAAGGGAAAUGGGAAGAAGAAGAAUCACUUCAACAAGCCGAGAGCCAAAUUCAGAAGUUCAAAGGACCUUGUUUCGUCUGUGGGAAACUUGGUCACAGGGUUGCUCAGUGCAAUCAAAGACAAGGGCAAAACUCUAAGCAGGGAGGACAAGGUGUAAUCUUGCUAAGGGGAAUGAAGUCAUUGUUGCUGUGUUCGUGAGACGAAUCUGGUGGCUAACAAGACUGAUUGGGUGCUGGACACGGGCGAUGGAGCUUUAUCCUCGCUGAUGGAGCUAUCAUGUUGAUACAUUCUUAGUCUGGGUGUUAGUAUGAAUGAAAUCCUGUCUCUCUUUGUGUGUAUGUGUGUGAUUAAGUAAGGAUCAUGUAGUUGUUGUUUUCAGAAUUUCUAUUAUUAGAGUAAUGGUAAUUCUAUUACGGCAUUAAUUGAAGAUACUACCGGAAAGAACCACUCUACCUCCUAAGUUAGGGAUAAGAUCUGCGUACACUCUACCUUCCCUUGACCCGGAUUUCACUGGGUAUGUUGUUGUUGUAUUGAAGCUACUAACUGAUUUAGAUUUGCAGUAUACUCAACCAGCCAACUAUGAAGAAAUUUGAUCUCCUCAAAGGUCAACUGCUAGAAUCAGGGAUAAAUAGUGUAGACACCCUAGAGGCUGUUGUCUCCUUGAUAUUUGACAAGGCUAUUCUGGAACCAACAUUUUGCCCGAUGUAUGCCCAGCUGUGUUCUGAUCUCAAUGAAAAGCUGCCUCCAUUUCCUUGUGAUAAACAUGGUGGCAAAAAGACGUUCCGGCAUAUUCUAUUGAAUAACUGUCAGGAGCUAUUUGAAGGUGCUGACAAACUGCGAGAAGAGGCGAGGCGAAUGACAGGCCCUGAGCAGGAGUCGGAAUGUAGGGACAAAGAAUGGCUGAUCAAAAUUCGCACGCUUGGCAAUAUUAAGCUUAUUGGAGAGCUUUGGAAGCAAAAGAUAGUCACUGAAAGGAUUGUUCAUCUCAUUGUUCAGGAACUAUUAGGACAAGAUCCUAAAAGUUGUCCAGAAGAAAAGAAUAUUGAAGCCGUUUGUCAGUUUUUCAACACCAUCGGCAAGCAGCUUGAUGAGAAUCAAAAUACAAGGCGCAUCAACGAUGUGUACUUUAACCGGUUGAAAGAACUAUCAACAAACCCUCAGUUGUAUCCACGGCUAAGGUUUAUGGUUCGUGAUGUGCUUGAUUUACGUUCCAAUCACUGGGUCCCUAAGGGGGAAGAGCAUUCCUGAUGCAGAUAUUGGGAAUGGGAAGACCAAGCUUUACCGGAGAAAGCUUACAUACGAAAUUUAGAGGAGUUGUUGAAAUAUGUCAAGAUUGAACGGGAAAAUUUGAAGAUUGAAAAGGAAAAUUUGAAGAUUGAAAUGAUCAAUUUGAAGAGUGAACAUGACAAUUUGAAGAAUGAAAGGGAUUAUUUGUCGGAAGUGGUUGCUACCUUGGAGGCAACGAACAAAGCUAGGACAUUUGAGGAGAAGUAUUCUAUUGUGAAAUUCAAUCUUAUGAUUUCAUGGAUUCUUUUUGUUGGGAUUUUGGUCGCAUUGAUGAUAAAGUGAAUUCGAGAUGUAGUGUGUGUUGUUAGUUUUUGAUGAAGCUAAUAUGUAUGUGUAGUAGUUUAAGAACCGAUGGUUGUUUUCUCUUGGAGGUGUGGUGAAUGUAGUAAUUUGGAUGUAAUGUUUGUAAGGUCCUUGUUUGUAAUGUAUGGAUGUGGAACUCUUUCAAUUUUAAUGCAUAUGGUUUCGUUGAACUU